GCCGCGCAGCCCAGUCAAAGAAAAAGUCCACGCCACCUCACUGCAGGGCACGCCGUCGCGCGGAGCCAGCCAGGGCGGUCGCCGCCGGCCGCGACCAUGGCCGACGGCAAGCGCAGCGUCGCGGAGACCUUCUCCAGACUCCGGGAGCGCNUUCAGACGGCAUUCAUCCCAUUCAUCACCGCCGGUGACCCUGAUUUGGCGACCACAUCAAAGGCGCUUAGGAUCCUAGACUCCUGCGGCUCAGACGUGAUCGAGCUCGGCGUGCCCUACUCGGAUCCGUUAGCUGAUGGUCCAGUCAUUCAGGCUGCAGCAUCCCGUGCGCUUAAGAAAGGCACUAAGCUCGGUUCUGUCUUGGCGAUGCUCACGGAGGUUAUACCAGAGCUCUCUUGUCCAAUAGUUCUCUUCACAUACUACAACCCGAUUCUAAAGAAUGGGGUGCGAAACUUCAUGGCUAAGAUUAAGCAAGCUGGUGUACAUGGUCUUGUCGUACCUGAUCUUCCUUUGGAGGAGACAACAUUGUUGAGGAGCGAGGCCACUAUGCAUAACAUAGAGCUGGUGCUACUUACAACACCAACCACACCAACAGAGAGGAUGAAGGAAAUCACAAAAGCUUCAGAAGGAUUCGUUUAUCUUGUGAGUGCUGUCGGAGUUACAGGUGCACGCUCAAAUGUAAACUUACGCGUUGAGCAUCUUCUUAAGGAGAUCAAGCAGGUUACAGACAAACCUGUGGCUGUUGGCUUUGGCAUAUCAACUCCAGAGCAUGCGAAGCAGAUUGCGGGCUGGGGAGCGGAUGGUGUGAUUAUUGGCAGUGCGAUUGUUAGACAGUUGGGCGAAGCCGCUUCUCCGGAAGAAGGACUGAGAAGAAUAGAAGAGUACGCCAAGAGCAUCAAGGCGGCUAUUCCAUGAGAUGGGCAGUUCCAUCAUGAACAAGCCAAUUAGUAGAUCGUAAGCAUGUCGUUUAUCAUCUGGUAGUCUGCUUGAUGGACCUGGAAUCUGUAGUUCGUCUGGCAUAUUUGAUUCCAGUGCUCAAAAUAAUUAUAUCUUUGUGUGUUAGAAUCACAACAUGAAUUAACAAGGUAAUCUGGAAAUGGUACGAAGCUCGAUUUCUGUUGUGAGGAAACAUUGUGAGAUGUAGUGUUCUUAUGUGGAAAUAUGGAAUGUUAGAAUUUGGAA
Triticum dicoccoides is the source of this 1173-nucleotide messenger RNA. Its product is annotated as tryptophan synthase alpha chain-like. The transcript has 8 exons. Gene Ontology annotation, biological process: L-tryptophan biosynthetic process. NCBI's taxonomy places the organism in Eukaryota, Viridiplantae, Streptophyta, Magnoliopsida, Poales, Poaceae. Gene Ontology annotation, cellular component: chloroplast; cytosol. The coding region runs from base 97 to 906 and encodes 269 amino acids. Gene Ontology annotation, molecular function: tryptophan synthase activity. The record is from RefSeq and is a predicted model, not a curated record.